Sceloporus undulatus (fence lizard) is the source of this 1445-nucleotide messenger RNA. RefSeq names its product nuclear pore complex-interacting protein family member B4-like. Lineage: Eukaryota; Metazoa; Chordata; Lepidosauria; Squamata; Phrynosomatidae. The record is from RefSeq and is a predicted model, not a curated record.
ACCGCCCAGCGCCACCGAUGAACCCUCCAAGCGCCCCCACAAGUCUUCGGGGACUGAGGGUACCGAGCCGGCAUCCAAGUCUAAGAAGAGACCGGAGGGCUCGCACGCGAGGAAGGGAACCGAGGCGGAGGUCCAACUUGCCUCGCCUUCAUCAUCCAGGGCAUCCAAGGCAUCUCGCCACGCCCCCAAGCCGAGAGAACCGGCUGUGCUUUCGGGAGCAACCCACGUCCCGCCCUCUGACAGGGCAAGGUCCCCAAGACCCUCCUCAUCUGCAGCGGCGGCUGUAUUCCUGGAUCUUCCGGACAAUCCUUUCUUUCCAUCGGAGGAGACCCCGAGGCUGGGAAAGAAGAGGCACCACGACAAGACGGGUCGUGACCCUGCCCCUAAAAAGUCCAAGCCGUCAAAGGAUCAGACCGGUACACCCGCCUAAGGCGAAGGACAAGAGGCGUUCCCCUUCCAAGAAGGCCCGCGCUUCCACUCCGGCAGCUCCCCUUGAUCCAGAGCCUGCGCCCGAGGUUCAGCUGACUCCGGUACCGGACACGCCACCGCCUCAGCCCACUAUGGACUUUGUCCACGGGACAGAGGACACCGCUCCUCUUUCUCCUGAAGAACGGUCGCCUCCCCACUCCGGGAACGACGACUACGAGGACCCGCCCCGUAGACAGGAGAUACCGGACCUAUUCCUCGACACCCAAUCGGGCCAGUACUACAUGUCGGUUACAGAGGACAGGGCAAUUAGGGAGUUCACCAGACUGAACCCCUGUCCAACGGACCCUCAGCAGGGUACCUCGACCAGAUCGGUCCCGACUGUCUCCGUCUACGAGAGGCCUCCAUCCCCGCCUCACCGGCGCUCACGCUCCUCGACUGAUCUCAUCCCGGCCCGACCGAGACCCCAAGUCAGAGUGGCAGAUGUCCUCUCCUCUGACUUGGACUCCGAUGAGGAGCCCUUGCCUCCGUCCGAGGCACCAUCUGAUGAAGAUGUCCUCUCGGUGUCUGUUUCACCUCAGAGGAUGCACAAUCCUGAGCCGUCUUCCCCAUCGGACGACGUCCGUUCCUUCAGUGAGCACGUCGUGAAGAUGGCCAGGGCUCUCGACAUCGAGCUCGCUUUCCCGGACGACGACACUCAGGAUCCGGUGGAACGUCGGGUGCACGGACGAGUGCCUACUCCACCCUGCCUCCCUUUGCUUCCGUCACUGCAGACCAUCGUCAAGAGGUCUUGGGACUCCCCGGCCACUCUGUCUGCUUCGUCUCGCAAGGUGGAGUCUCUCUACAGCGUUGCUCUGGCGAGCUGUCCCUGGUUGGCCGACCACCCCAGGCCGAAUUCGGCGAUUGUGGAGGGAGCCCAACACAGCUUCGUUCCGAAGCAAGCAACCUCCCCUGUCGACCGGGAGGUGAAGAAGGUGGAUGGCCUGGCCAAGAAGGCCUACUCGGCAGUGGCCCUUGUG